Camellia sinensis is the source of this 2557-nucleotide messenger RNA. It is a transcript of the gene RSY3, whose product is annotated as Adenine nucleotide alpha hydrolases-like superfamily protein. Gene Ontology annotation, biological process: tRNA processing. Lineage: Eukaryota; Viridiplantae; Streptophyta; Magnoliopsida; Ericales; Theaceae. The record is from RefSeq and is a predicted model, not a curated record. Gene Ontology annotation, molecular function: ligase activity, forming carbon-nitrogen bonds; ATP binding.
AACCAAACAUCAUGUCAUCAACUAAACUGAAGAUAGCGUGUGUUCCCAAGCCGAGCUUAUCGGUAUCUUCUUCUUCUUCUUCUUCUUCAACAAUUCGGAAUGCUAUACAGCGCAAGGGUGCGCAGAAUAAGCAGCCAUCACCACCUGAUGGCACGAGGGUUCGUCCUCUCUUCGGAGACCAAAACUAGUUCGCAUUUCAUACGAACCUCCAUUUCUAGGGUUUCCUCACCAAUCCAAUUGAGAACAAGCCCUUUCUCAGCGAAUCACCUUCCUCUAAAUCCAUCCAUUGCGUCCAUCAAUCGCUUACUAUGCAGUUGUUCCAGUCGCCAACAUGACCCAAUCGACAUGUCGAAGUACAUAGAAGCUUUCGCGAAGAGGAUGGCCAUGGCUGGUCUCAAACCUCAUCACCGUAUCGCUCUUGGGGUUUCUGGUGGUCCUGACAGUAUGGCACUGUGCGUGUUAGCUGCAAGUUGGAAAACCAAUGGCACUAAUGCUACCGGAGGUCAGAGCAGCAGUUUCAUUGAUGGGCUUUUGGCAAUAAUAGUUGAUCAUGGAUUACGCUCUGAGAGUAAAGAUGAGGCAAAUACUGUGUCCCAUCGAGUUCUGGAUAUGGGAAUCAGGUGUGAGAUUGCCAGUUGUGAAUGGCCAGAUGGUAGGCCAAAGAAGGGUCACUUGCAAGAAGCAGCUCGUGACAGGAGGUAUCAAAUUUUUCAGAAUGUUUGCAUUCAACACCAGAUUGGUGUGUUACUAAUUGCUCACCAUGCAGAUGAUCAGGCCGAGUCAUUCAUUCUUAGAUUAUCUCGCAACAGUGGCGUGCUUGGACUUGCUGGCAUGGCAUUUAUCUCUCAAUUGUACUCUACAUAUCCAACAUUUAAUGGUGAAGCUUCAAAUAAUCAUGGUAUUUUACUUGUUCGACCACUCUUGGAGUUAUCAAAAGAGGAUAUGUACAAGAUUUGUCAAGGGGGUAAUCAAGAAUGGGUAGAAGAUCCGACAAAUCAAAGUCCACUGUUUGCUCGUAAUAGGAUCCGAAUGGCAUUGAAAAGAUUAUCAUCAUCUAUCUUCAAUUCUGAUUUGCAGGCAGUUAUUUUGACCUGUCGAAGAACACGCUUGUAUGUUGACCAAAGUUGUUGUAAUUUGAUAAAUCAGUCUGUGACCAUCAUGAAUAAAGGGUACGCCGUUAUUGAUAUAGAGAUUCUCAAUCCAUCAAAAGUCGAGGACAUAUUUCUCUCAAAGUUUGUUGCCUUGGUGUUGCAGUUCAUCUCACAAAGGCACAGACCAGUUCGUGGUAGUGCUUUAAAAUUGCUGUUGGACUACUUUCGCACUUUCCCAUGCAAGACUUCUUUUACAGCAGCUGGUUGUUACAUUUGUCCAGCUCCUGGCUCGAAAGGCUCCAAAAUCCUGGUUUGCUGCUCUGUUGAUUCUUGUUUGCCUUUGAAGACAGAGUUGUUCCACAAACUCUCUUGUGAAGGACAGAAGCACUUUAUGCUGCGUGAAAUAGAACAAAUUAUAGCCGAUGGAAAACCAUACUUAGAUCACUUGGUUCCUGACGCCUCAAAUGUGCUUUUUUUGGAUGGAACAUCUUCUGAAUCUGUUUUAGUUGAGGCAAGAAGAAUUAAUAUUCUCAGUGAGUCUACCUAUAGGAACAUUCUUUCAUUGCGGAGAGAUGAAACUAAAAAGUUCAGGUCCAAAACUGAAGAUGUGUCGAACUGUGAGUUAAUGCAUAAAGUUGAAACUUUGGGUAGUAAUCUUUCAAGUCCAACACUUCAACCCGGGUAUAUUGGUUACUUUAUGAACAGAUUCUUGGUCAAGUGGGAACUGAUUGAGAAAAUUUCCCGUGAUGGUUACCGUUGCGAGUCUUGUCUAGUUGGUCAUGACAAGGUAGCUGAGGUGCGCCACAUGGUUGAUGCUGAUUGGCUGUAUCUUGCCAAAUUGUCAGAGUGUCAUCAUAUGGAAAAUUCUGAAGUGCAAAGAGUUCUCUCUGUUGAAAAAUUGGAGCAGGUAACAGGAAAGAUAAAUGUAUGUUCAGAUUAUGCACAGAUAUCUGCACAAAAUGCCCUGCGGUUGUUGAAAUCUAUCCCUGUCGCUGCAAGAAGAGGCCUACCGGUACUAGUCAAUCCUCAAGGACAGUUACUAAGUAUUCCGAGUGUUGGAUUCAAGUAUUGCCCCUGCUUGGCAGUAUCGGCAGUUUUCAUGCCUAGAGUACCUCUUGGUGGAGGCCAUAGCUCAUUUAUCUAAUCUAAUGCAAGAGCCUUAUUGCUAUAUAGACCAGUGGGCUUUGCGUAUAUACAUAUAUAUUUGGACAUAUGGGAGUCACCAAUAUAGUGUAUUAUAAUGCGGAAAUCAAUUUUGAAGUGAAGUUCAGAAAAUUUUGCAAGAUAUGUUCCCAAAUUUCGCAUAUCGGUUCACCACAAUUGUAUCCUUAAUUUUCAUAUUAGAUGCUUUAUUUCAUCUGUAUGCCAUGCCUGGUGAAGCUAUGCUUGGCUGGGUGCAGACAUUUAUGUAAUGUUUAUUUAAUUAGAGUCAAUUAAUCUAAUUCUUGAACAAUCUUUUCGCCUGA